Molecule: messenger RNA, 1455 nt
Organism: Mycena indigotica
Lineage: Eukaryota; Fungi; Basidiomycota; Agaricomycetes; Agaricales; Mycenaceae
Product: F-box domain-containing protein
Exons: 4
Coding region: 1-1455 (484 amino acids)
Molecular function (GO): protein binding
Source: RefSeq, a predicted model, not a curated record
AUGUCCUCCGUGGAGGAUCUCCCACCCGACAUUCUACUGGUCCUCAUGGGCUACUUGGAUGCACAGGACCUGCUCCGGCUGCUCUCCACAUGCCGUCGAAUCCACGCGCUUGCAGACGAGCGCAGCAUAUGGCUGGCCGCCAUAGCGCACCUUGAACUCGUUCAGCACCAACCGGUAACAUCGUUCCAAGACGACCUGACCGUCUUGUCCACCCAAGACCUCCAAUUCCUCGUCCGCCGCGCCGCAGGCAUCUUGUGUAACCUGGACUCGCCCCACCCGCAACUGGCGGAGAUAGCCGCGUUCAAUCUGGAGGACUUUUCGGAGGCGGUGUUCAUCCCGGGCACGGGGCUGCUUCUGAUGAGCGGCUUUCAGCAGCUGGCGGUAUGGGACGUGUUUGCGCGCCGUUGCGUGGCAACGGUAGAUGUUGAGAAGGGCGAGCCGCAGGGCGCCCAGCUGACGGUAUUCGUCGCACCGUGCGUGUGGGUCGGCGCACGUGCGUUGUUCUCUGGUGGCUUGACGCGCCGAGCAGCCCAAGGGGAGCUCCUGGUCGAUAAACUCGCCGCCAUCUACGUUGAUGUUGAGGACCGGGAGAAUAUCCAGGUGGAUAUUCUUUACUCAUCGCCCGUGCAGAGGAUCCGCCGGUCGCACUGGCCGGAGCACUUCAUCUCCGCCGCGCUGAUGGGGUUCUCCACCGAGGACGGCGAGAUCGUGUGGUGGGACUUUGCCGCGGACGAGGUGCACCGCCAACGGUAUAUGUUCCCGAUGAACCAGAUGGGACGCGGGGCGACUUCAGGGCUGUUUUACGAUUCUCUCACCAAGCGGCUCCAUGGAUUCGCACCCUACGAUUUCGAGAACGAGGCAGGCCUGCAUUCGGCGCAACUCGGGUCGAUCCGCGGCCACCAUGCCCCGCUUGAGUCGCAAGCGAUCCCCGUGCGCUUCCCCACCGCGGAGAGCCUCGCCCAGCUCACGGCCAUCGCGCGGCUCUACCUCAGCUCUUCAAUCCCACCAUCCAUGGUCGGCAGCUACGCCAAAUUCGGCGUCUUCGCGGUGACCUACGGGACGUUCCGGCGCAUCGGCCAGCCCGAGCCGGACGACCGGCGCUUCCUGCACUUCUUUCGCGGGCCUUCCUCUGGACUGCCAAUGGUUGGGCAGGCAAUCGAAAGCCUGCCGUACCAGUUCCCGCCGUUCCUCACGCCGGUCUUCGGCGUGGGGUCCACCGGCAGCGUCUUCAUACGCGGCUUCGUGCAGCCCAAGGCCCCGCCGGGCACGCGGCCACUCGUCGGCGUGCUGCGCCUGCGCCGCGGAGCGCAACAGCCGGCGCUCACCUGCUUUCAUGGCGAAAAUCUUACGGCGAGCGGGCCGAUCGCGCACGAUGAGAUCGUCGGGCUGGCGAGCAUCUGGGAUCAUAGAACCAGAGUGAUUCGAGUGUUUUCGUAUGCCGGCAAUAAGCAUUAA